Messenger RNA from Lactuca virosa, 1535 nucleotides. Lineage: Eukaryota; Viridiplantae; Streptophyta; Magnoliopsida; Asterales; Asteraceae. The record is from the annotation of a GenBank genome assembly.
AUGCCACCAACCACCUUCUCCACCAUAUACAAUGGCCUCACCACCUUCUCCACCAUCACCAUUAACCCUACCCCCUUUCCUUCUCCUCCGAUCAGUGGAUUGACGUUCUGGUCCUCGACGGUGGUACUACCAGGUCUUCGACUUCGUUUUCGUUUUUUCCCCAAUCCCUAUGAAAUGGCUUCAAUUUCUUCGAGUCCUCGUACAGUAGAAGAGAUCUUUAAAUAUUACAGUCGUCGUCAUGGCAUGGUAAUUCGUGCUUUAACUCAUGGAAGGAAAAACCAUGAGAGACAUGAAAAGUGAAGAUAUGAUCAUGCAGAACAGAAGAAGCAGGACAAAGGGUAAUGAAGAAGAGAAAGAGGGGAUGGAUCCAUAAAUUCAAAUGAAGGUUUCUCGCAAUGUAAGGUGGAACGUGGAUGUAUGUACUGACUGAUGUAUGAUGGUAUUUGUUUGUUGAGUUGGGUGACAGGUGGCAAUUGCAACAGCAGCCAAAGAAAAAGUUCUUCUCGGGAGCUGAAAAGAGUGAAGGAGGAUUUGGAUUCUGCAAAAAAAAAAUGUUGUGAGCUGGAAGAAGAAAAUAAAAUUCCCCGAGAGGUUAAUGAAAUGGAAAAGGGCGACCACCCUGCACAUGAUGAUGAUGACAUGAUACAGAUCUGGCUGGAGAUGUUAUUAGAAGAAAAAGGGCGUUUGGCACAUGAGAAUUCAGUAUACGCACAUGAGAACAUGCAUUUGAGAGAAUUAAUUGAAUACCACCAACUCAGUAUGCAAUAUUUGGUGUAUUGAGAUGAAGCCACUUCAGAUGUUCAAAUUGACCUAUCUACCCCUGCUUCUGUUUGUGCAUAUGCUUGGUCCCGACCAAUGGAAACCUCCCACCGACCAUGACUUACUACUUGUAAGAGUGCAUUAUCUACGCUGCAAAGAACAUCUUUAGUUGAAAAAAUCAAGAAACGAGUCUCCUGAAAAAUGUGAGUUAUAACCGAUGUAGAGGCUAUGAAAAGCUAUAUUUAUGAUGUUGACCCUUCACUCGCUUCAUGUGGAAUUGCUAUUGCAAAACAACUUGCUCAAGUUGAUUGUCAUGUCCUCGAGGCACCAAAGGUAAGCCAAAUGAGUGCUAUUAGAGAAGAACUUAGAGAUAAUGAUGAAGUGGCUGCAUUUGAAAGAAAGAUGCAAGAUGCUGGAAUGCCUCAAAAUAUUUGGAAACAUGCUCAUAAGGAAUUAAGGAAAGUGAAAAAUAUGCAAGCUCAUGGUAUAGUAGCUCAUGUGUUUACCUUGAGCUUCUUGCUGAUAUGCCAUGGUAGACAAGAAGAGACAACAAUCGAAGAAGUUGAAUUGAACUUAUAGUUGUAGAAGAUAUACUAGUCAAAGUCAAACAAAAGAUUAUUGAAUAUCUUUGCAAGGUUAGAAAAACAUUUAAUUUUUUCCUAGGUAGCGCCUGUUUGUUAUGAUUAAUCGUGUAAGGAAUGUAAUGUUUCAUUCCAUUGGAUGAAAAAGAAAAUGUUGUUUAUUUUGUCUCAUGUAUGAAAUUUUUAUUACUUUUU